AUGGGUUCUGAAGACUUCUGCAAUAUCCCUAGCCUUGUAGAUGCUAUGAAUAAGGUCACGGCAGCCUACAAAUCCUCCCUGCUUCCUGACCCAGCUGCUUCACCUUCGCCAAUCCUUUCGGAAACAGAAGUUGAGCGUCAACAUUUGGCAAGCGCUGCCAGGGGACUUUUGGCUGUUGUGCAAGAGCCAAGGCAGGCUGUGCUUCAGUUGGGGCUGCAGGGUCCCUUGCUAGCCUGCAUCCGAACAGCGAUAACACUGAACAUAUUUGGUUUGAUUCCGCACAAUAGCGAGGGUAUCACCGCUACAGAGCUCCAAGUCAAAACCGGAGCGGAUAAAGCGUUGAUUAUUCGGAUAAUGAGGGCAAUGACGUCCAGCAAGCUGGUUUUGGAGUUAGGCGAAGAGAGAUAUGCCCAUACCCCGACUUCGCUAGCUUUUCUGUCUCCAGUGUGUGGUAUAUUUACUCACUUGUUUGACGAGGGACUACCAACUGCUUGGAAGAUACCCGAAUACCUAGCUACCAUGGGCUAUAAAGACCCGAAUGAGAAUGGCAUGACCGCUUUCCAAUACGCGUUCCAGACACAUCUCCCCUUUUUUGAGUGGCUUGGGGUACACCCGAAGCAACGAGAGUCAUAUAUCACUGGCAUGAGUUCGAGUUAUCGCGGUGGGAAGAGUGUGGGACUCGCAUAUCCAUUUGAUAUCGAAUUGGCAGGUUGUACUGAGAAUGAAGUGGUGAUGGUUGAUAUUGGUGGAAAUGCGGGACAACUUUUGGUGCAAAUCAAGGAAAGGUUCCCCCAACUGUCUGGACGUAUGAUUGUUCAGGAUCGUGCCGAGACACUGAAGGCAGCUCAGCAGAAACAGGGGAUUGAGUAUAUGCCACAUGACUUUUUUACCCCGCAGCCCGUUAUUGGUGCAAAAGCAUAUUAUUUUCGCAGCAUCUUCCAUGAUUGGUCAGACGCUUUCUGCCGCAAGAUCCUACAAAAUCUGGUCCCGAGUAUGACACCAGGGUACUCAAAACUACUUAUUUCCGACGCCGUGCUUCCCUCGGUUGACGCACCCCUGUAUUGGGCGCUUAUGGAUAUUCAAAUGAUGGGAAUCUCCGGCCUGGAGCGAACGGAGAGACAGUGGCGGGACCUACUAGAGAGUGAAGGUUUACAAAUCGUGAAAAUCUGGGCUUCAAAAGCUAAAGAUGAGUUCGUUAUUGAGGCUGCCCUGCCAUGUUAA
Molecule: messenger RNA, 1221 nt
Organism: Aspergillus alliaceus
Lineage: Eukaryota; Fungi; Ascomycota; Eurotiomycetes; Eurotiales; Aspergillaceae
Product: S-adenosyl-L-methionine-dependent methyltransferase
Exons: 4
Coding region: 1-1221 (406 amino acids)
Molecular function (GO): O-methyltransferase activity
Source: RefSeq, a predicted model, not a curated record